AUGACGGAUGAGGGUUGGACUCUUGUGACGGUGGUGCUUGGGAAAUGGAUCCUUGCAAUUGUUGGAAGUAGGGUAGUAGGGGUUGAACAUUGGAGGAUGUUGAGCAAAAAGUGGAAUCUACAAUAUAUCCCCUAUGAGAGGGAACUGGUAGCUCGACAUUGGAUGUUGUGCAAAAGAAAAUGCUCUAUUGUGACGGGUAUCGGUCGCCAUAAGGCAGCUAUUGAUGUCGCUACAGUUUCUGUUGUGGAACCUGAAAAGGAAAGGGAGAGAAAGACAGAUAGCGAUAGAACUGCUAAGAUUCUUGGACCUCUGGGUGUGGCCGCCAUGGAUGCUCCAAGAACCUCCUCUCUUUGCGUGAGUAUGGGAUCCUUAGGGCUUGAAAACGACACCGCGGGCCCAAAAACAUACCGUAAUCUCGGACUGAAAGAAACAUACAAGCAAAAUCCAGGAAACCCAAAAGUUCUAUCCCUCCUUUCUUCACUUCUUGAAAGAUCUAUAAUAAAGAACGAGGCCCUUCUCGAGGCAACACAAACCAAAGAUGUUGUUACACCUUUUCAUGGUUCAAGAGCCCCUACACUUAGCAUCAAAGAGUACAUUGAUCGCAUCUUUAAAUACUCAAGCUGCAGCCCUUCAUGUUUUGUUGUUGCACAGGUGUAUAUAGAUCGGUUUAUUCAUUGUGGAAGUGUUAAUUUGACGUCGCUUAGUGUUCAUCGUCUUCUUAUCACCAGUGUCAUGCUUGCUGCAAAGUUCAUUGAUGAUGCAUUCUACAACAACGCGUAUUAUGCUAAAGUGGGAGGAGUGACAACAGCAGAAUUGAACAGAUUGGAAAUGAAAUUCCUAUUUGGUCUUGACUUUCGGCUCCAUGUAAGUGUGAGUACGUUUGGGAAAUAUUGUUCUGAAUUGGAAAAGGAAAAGGAAGUGGUUUCAUGUGAGCUUCAGGUGGAAAGACUGCCACGUGUGAUCCAUGCUGCCUGUGGACUCAAGGAGAACUGGUCCACCACUGAUAAUGACUCUGGUUCUUAUGCAACAGCUGAAAUACGUAUCGUAUAGGUAGAGUUUAGGCUUAGAAAUGGUUUUUUGUUUUGUUUUGUGUGUGUGUUGGUUGUAUUAAAACUGGGGUAGAAGUUAUAGGGAAUAAUUUUUUUGGGAUUCCUAUGCACAUAUUGAAGUGCAAGUUUGGUGUUAUUGUAUUAGAGUGAUGUGAUGUGUGAGUGAAAAACAUACGGGUGGAAAGCCUUGUUUAAAUUUUUUUAAAACUAUUAUUCAAUUUCAUCUGUUUGGGUUUGUC
Molecule: messenger RNA, 1288 nt
Organism: Lactuca saligna
Lineage: Eukaryota; Viridiplantae; Streptophyta; Magnoliopsida; Asterales; Asteraceae
Source: the annotation of a GenBank genome assembly